Messenger RNA from Perognathus longimembris pacificus (Pacific pocket mouse), 2857 nucleotides. RefSeq names its product caspase 2 (gene Casp2). The record is from RefSeq and is a predicted model, not a curated record. Gene Ontology annotation, molecular function: cysteine-type endopeptidase activity. Lineage: Eukaryota; Metazoa; Chordata; Mammalia; Rodentia; Heteromyidae. Gene Ontology annotation, biological process: regulation of apoptotic process; proteolysis. The coding region runs from base 219 to 1700 and encodes 493 amino acids. The transcript is spliced from 11 exons.
GAGCGGGGAGGUGCCCGAGGGAGCGGAGGCUGCGAUUUCCGCGGGAACCGACCGCCAAUCGGAUUCUCCAGUCUUCCCUGUUCUCCCGCCCCUUCCGGUUCCGUCCUCCGCCUUCUCGAACCGCAUUGGACGACGCAGUUUCCCAGGGAGCGCUACGCGCUUGCGUGCGGCCGGGGCGGAGGGUGGGGGGAGGCCCCUGGCGUCGGCUGGCUGGACGCAUGCGCAGCGGGCGUCGGGAGGCGGGGGUGGGGACGCGGAGGAAGCUUCGGCCUCGGUGGUUUUUUUUCUUUUUUUUUUUUUGGUUUGUGGGCGGUUCGCUCUCAACCCGGGAAAAGCGGGAAAUGGCGGCGGCGCGCGCGGAUUCCCGACCUGCCCUGCAGAAAAAGGGUCUUAUGGCCGCUGACAGGAGGGGCAGGUUACUGGGAGUGUGCGGGAUGCACCCUGAUCAUCAGGAAACUCUGAAAAAGAACAGAGUGGUGCUGGCCAAGCAACUUUUGCUGAGCGAACUGUUGGAACAUCUCCUGGAGAAGGACAUCAUCACUCUGGAAAUGCGGGAGCUCAUUCAGGCCAAAGUGGGCAGUUUCAGCCAGAACGUGGAACUCCUUAACUUACUUCCCAAGAGGGGGCCCCAGGCUUUUGAUGCCUUCUGUGAGGCGCUGAGGGAGACCAAGCAGGGUCACCUGGAAGACCUGUUGCUCACGACCCUCUCUGAUCUUCAGCGUGUACUCCCACCGUUGAGCUGUGACUAUGAUGUGAGCCUCCCUUUCCCAGUGUGUGAGUCCCAUCCCCCUCACAAGCAACUCCGCCUGUCUACAGAUACUGUGGAACACUCCCUAGAUAAUGGAGAUGGUCCGCCCUGCCUUCAGGUGAAGCCUUGUACUCCGGAAUUCUAUCAGAAACACCACCAGCUAGCCUACAGAUUACAAUCUCGGCCCCGUGGCCUGGCACUGGUGCUAAGCAAUGUACACUUCACUGGCGAGAAAGAUCUGGAAUUUCGCUCUGGAGGAGAUGUGGACCACAGUACUUUAGUCACCCUCUUCAAGCAUUUGGGCUUCAGUAUCCGUGUUUUACAUGACCAGACUGCACAGGAAAUGCAAGAGAAACUCCAGAGUUUUGCACAGUUACCUGAACACCGCGUCACAGACUCCUGCAUCGUGGCGCUCCUCUCACAUGGUGUGGAGGGCAGCAUCUACGGUGUGGAUGGCAAAUUGCUCCAGCUCCAAGAGGUUUUCCGGCUCUUUGACAAUGCCAACUGUCCAAGCCUACAGAACAAGCCAAAAAUGUUCUUCAUCCAGGCCUGCCGUGGAGAUGAGACCGACCGUGGGGUUGACCAGCAAGAUGGAAAGAACCAUGGAGGAUCCCCCGGGUGCGAGGAGAGUGAUGCAGGCAAGGAGGAGCUGCUGAAGAUGAGACUGCCCACACGCUCAGACAUGAUAUGUGGCUAUGCCUGCCUCAAAGGGACUGCUGCCAUGCGCAACACCAAACGGGGUUCCUGGUACAUUGAGGCGCUCACUCAGGUGUUCUCUGAGCGGGCUUGUGACAUGCACGUGGCUGACAUGCUGGUUAAGGUGAAUGCCCUUAUAAAGGAGCGUGAAGGCUAUGCCCCUGGCACAGAGUUCCACCGAUGCAAGGAGAUGUCUGAGUACUGUAGCACUCUGUGCCGUCACCUCUACCUGUUCCCAGGACACCCUCCCACGUGAUGCCACCUUCCUGUUAUCCAUGCUGUUGGGAGCCAUUGGACCAGCCAGAGGCACCAUAGAGCCUUUCCUUCAGGAUGAAUGGUUUCUGUUCUGCCCCCUCAGGGAUGUGGGACUCUCCCGGGCUUGUUUCCUGUGCCCAUCAUCUCCACCUUGGUAACUUGACUCCAGGCCAGCCUCUCCUGGGUGGCACUGGCUCCUGGUAGAGCCGGCGACUCUGGCCACACUUGUUUCGGGGAUCGUUUUGUCUGUGGCCUGGCAGGUGAUGUGAACACGAUGUGGUCAUGGAAGAGGGCAUGUGGAUCGCUGGUGUUUGUCGUAUUCUGUUCUUGUGGCUUUUAGGUAGCACUUUUGUUAUUGCUUUCAGUUCAAACACCUCAGAGACCAUCUACUCUUUUCAUGUUCCAGCCCCUUUUGUACCAUGGUGAGAGUGGAAGGUGUCCUUAUUUAACGUAGACAUUUUCAUUUGGCUUGAAGAGGCAAUUGUGACAGCCUCACGCUGCAUCUGUGGGCGCAGGAUGGGGGUCCCUGUGCCUCCCUGUCAGGACUGCAAUGCCAGGAGAAAGACAAGCUUCUCAGAACUUCCUGUGCUCCUUUGAGUUAGUUCCGAGCACGAAGCCUUUCAACAGAGCCUAGGGUCUACAUGCCUUGCAUUUGGAAAUACAAUGAUUUUUCGUGGUUGGUCUUUUCCUGAGCUGUUAGGCUUUCAGGAGUCUCGGCCAAAGGCCAGGAAGAGUGGUGUACACCUCCUUCCACUGUCACCUGUAAUAUGUCUGCUUUUUCCUUCCUGGGAGGUGUCACUUCCCAUGCAGUCAGCUAUGCCUCAUAUCUAGAUGGAUGUGUAAGCUCCCUGUUUCAUCUCAUCCUGUUCACCACUGCCACCAGGUCUGUCUGGCAUACUCCUGCAUUUGAUUUUUUAGCUGCUCGGGGUGUAACAGUACCUUGUUCCUGCCCUCUCCUCCUCUGUCAGACUCUCCUUUAAUUUUGUGGCCAUGGCUCUCUUUCUAUAUUUCUGUUUAAUGCAUAUAUUACUAUACAGAUGUUACUCUUUCAACCGAGAAACUCCCUGUCUCUCUGCCUUUGAAAACUUCCUGUUCUUUAAGGCCUUCUUUUGUAUUUCCAUUCUUGUCUUCCUUUAGUCUGUUUUCCACAUAACACCG